Helobdella robusta is the source of this 3687-nucleotide messenger RNA. RefSeq lists its product as hypothetical. NCBI's taxonomy places the organism in Eukaryota, Metazoa, Annelida, Clitellata, Rhynchobdellida, Glossiphoniidae. The record is from RefSeq and is a predicted model, not a curated record. Gene Ontology annotation, molecular function: protein binding. The transcript has 5 exons. The coding region runs from base 1 to 3687 and encodes 1228 amino acids. Gene Ontology annotation, cellular component: cytoplasm.
AUGAAAAUCAUGCCAAAAACAAUCCCCGGAAUGUUACACAACAUGAACAAAAAUUCGUGUGAUUGGGGAUGGCAAGGUUUGAUUUCAUAUGGCUGUCAAAACGUUGUUGUAGUUGUUGAUCCACCCACUGUUCAAAUAAUUCAAGUUCUUGAUUGCCACUCUGGCUAUAUUAUGAAGGUUACAAAAUGGGCGAGGGAAAAUUAUAGACACAACUUGGCCAGUCCUUACACAUUACGUUUGGCAGCAUCAGAUUUCAAUGGACACAUAUACAUUUGGGAUGUUGUAACUGGAAAAGUAGGGGCAGAUUGCUGUGAUGGCACAAAGCCUGUUUCUGAUAUGGAAUGGGUAGGUGUUCAAGAUAUAUCGCAUGACCUAUUGUUGGCAUUGCAUCCUCCAUAUCAUUUGAUAUUAUGGAAUACUGAAAAUGGUAGUAGGCUGUGGAGGAAGGCUUACACUGACUUGUUUCAGACUUUUUCCUUUGAUCCUUUUGAUCCUAUGAGGAUUGCCUUUCUAGGGCAAGAUUUUGUUGUGUUUGUGGAUGAUUUUACACUCUCUAAAGCUCCUGUUGGCUCUGGAAAAAAGUUUUACAUAUCCAGUCCUUCAUCUCAAAAAGUUGGUGGCAUAUUAAUCGGCGAAUCUUCUAAAAGAUCAAACUACCAAGACGAUGAGAACAUCUUUGUUAAUGCAAUACCCAUGUCAAAUAGCAGUGGGGUCAUAUCUAAUGAAACAUCAAUGUGUCUGCAGUUAGAGUUUCACAAAUCAAGAAGACAUCACCUCAUCUUAAUGUAUAGCAAAGAAACAUUAGUGUUAGAUCUUGAGAUAAAUCAAACAGUAGGUGUUAUAUCAAUAGAAAGGUCUGGAUCUCCAUUUCUCAAAAUUAUGAGCAUUAGCCAAAAAGAUGCCAUAAUCUGCUUACAUGAGAAUGGCAGUCUUUCUCUGAGAGUCUGCAAACUGUCAAGUAAUUUGGAAAGUGAUCAAUCAAUGCAUUCAAACCACGAUGAUCAUUUCAGUGGUAUGCCAAUUUCAAAUGAUUUAUUCUACGAUCAUGUAUGUCAGUCAGAUGGAUUGAGAGUUACAAAACACAACAAAGUUAUUGCCGGAGCUGUUUGUCCUGUGUCAGAGAAAUGUGUUGCCCUGGUUAUGAGUACUGGUAAAACAUUGAUCUGGGAACUUCAAUCCACAAAACCGCCAAAAAACAAUUGUAUAUCCUCAGCCUUUGCUCAAUUGCAGCCAAAGCUAACAAUAAAAAAUUUAAUUAACCCAACAAGUCCUAAGAAUCUGUUUAAAUUUUUAAUGGUAGGAUUGUCAAAUAAUCUUUCUCAAUCUCCAAUUGUUGUACGAAUGUGUCCUCCUUUGACAACAAAAAAUUUCAAUUUCUACCAACCUUUGUUAGCUGUUGGGUCUGCCUCAGGGAAUGUUUUUGUUUUCAACUUAUCUGGUGGACAAAUGUUCAAAGAGCUAAGUGUGCACACUUCUUCAGUGAAAGGAAUUGAAUGGAUUGGUUUGAAGUCAUUUUUAUCCUACGCAUAUCAAAACCCGAUGACUGGUAAUUCAGGAAUGGUUCGAAAUGAAUUAAUGUUUACAGAUCUGGAUACAGGUCGAAGUUUUCAAAUAAGAGGAGGAACAAAUGAAGAAGAACCACCAAUUGAAAUGAUUAGGGUCUCUUACCUUAAACAGUAUUUUUGUGUUGUCAUCAGAGAAAAACCCUUAGAGAUAUGGGAUGUCAGAUCUCAGACUAUAUUACGACAGAUGCCUAAAAACUUUCCUCAUGUAACUGCUUUGGAGUGGUCACCAUCUCACAAUAUUAAAAAUCUGAAGAAAAAAACACCACUAGCACCUGAAACUACAAUAAACAACUCCACAGCAAGCAACAUUAGCAUGAGUAUAGACAUGAACAACCAUUCAAUGAUUGACGGUGAUGCAACAUCCCUUGCUGGACAAUCCUUGGCUUCAACUCCUACAGCCACUGACAAAACUCCUGUUGAAGAUGACCUAGCACUGACAUCAGUUAGGGAACAUUUUGUCUUUACUGACACCAAUGGCCUCUUGCAUCAUUACAUUGUUGAUGCAAAUGUCGUUAAAGAAGGUUCUAAAAUCCCACCAGAUGCCAGUAUGGGUAGUAUAACUGGAAUUGCUUGGAAGUCAGAAACAUUAGUUUUGACAGAUUCUGAUGGAAAUAUGAAUGUGUGGGACUUGAAGGGGCGCUUAUCUAGGACCCUUCCAACUGGGAGAGGUGGAAUUAAAAAGAUUAAAUUUGCACCUGGAAGAGGAAAUAUGAAGUUGCUACUGUUGUAUAAUGAUGGAGUUGAGAUUUGGGAUGCAAAGGAGAUGGUGAGAGUGUCUCAGAUACGAUGUCCUAGAGAUCUUGCUCAAGUAUUCUGCAUUGAUUGGGCUGCCUCUGAUAGGCCUGUCAUUGCAUGCAGCGAUAACACUAUAAGAAUCACAGACUUAGAACUAACUCACUGUUGUUCUGCCAUGGAGGACAACCAAGUCCAAGAUCCUGUCUUUUGUCCACACUCACUGCCACCAAAAGCGGGAUUUCUGUUAAAGACUUUACUGCAACAUCAGUCAUGGAGGAGGAGAUAUCAUUUGGAUGCAGAUGAGUUUACAACUUCUAAGAAGGACAUCAUUUCUCAUUCAGUCCUGGAACAGCUGGAAAUAGUAGAUGUUGAUGUCAAGGCAUAUCUCUGUUCUACAAAAUAUAAAACAGCAGAUAGGUGUUUUAUUACUUCCUUGUUGUUUGGCGAUGAGUCAGAAGUUACUUUUUGGUCAGUUGCAUUGCAUUAUUUGAAAUUGAAAAAUAAAGCACUAAAUAAAAAUUGCACUUUGGAGCGAAAAGAAAUGCUGAGUGAUUGUGAACCUCUGGAGACCUGUUAUGAUGUUCUUUGUGAAGGUCCUGUCUUCAGGUCUAGAGAACUAAAUCGUAUUCACUUGCACGAAGCCAAGAGAGGCACUGGAGAACAAGCUCGUAAAUGUGCAGAUAACUUAAUUCUGCUUGGUCAGACAGACAGAGCUGUUCAACUUUUGUUAGAAACUGAACCAGAUUCACCUAAUUAUUAUUCUGAUUCAUUGAAGGCAUGCCUGGCAGCUAGCAUCAGAUCUUCAGGGGCUUCUCAAAGUACUAUCAAAUUGGUAGCAACAAAUUUGAUUGCUAACGGUCAACUUUCUGAGGGAAUUCAGCUUCUGUGCAUGAUUGACAAGGGUAUAGAUGCUUGUAGGUAUUUACAAACGUACAACAAGUGGCAUCAAGCUGCUUGGCUUGCAAAAGUGGCACUCAGUGAGAGUGAAUGUGCUGAUGUUCUGAAGAGAUGGGCUGAUCAUCUUGCUUCCCCUCAGGUGGAUCAGAAGGACAGAGCCGUUCUUGUAUUACUCUCGCUUGGUCUUUUUGAAAGAUCUGUUGAAUUAAUGUACUCGCAAAGAUAUUUUGAUAGGGCUGCUUUGUUUCUGGAAGCAUGUGAAGAAUUUGAUAUUAAGUUAACCUAUAGUGAUAAACAAACUGCCAGUCAAGCAGCAAACUCCAAAGAACCAUCUGACCAUAUGACAAUUUCACAAAUGAUAUUCCUCGAAUAUGCAAGAAUCUUGUUGAAUUUGGGUCUGAUCAGUGCUUGCGAGUAUUAUUGCAGGAAGGCUGGUUGCAAAGGAGAAGAGAUGCUGGUGGAAAUCAAUCAAUUAUUAGAUGAAAAAUGA